Messenger RNA from Iphiclides podalirius (scarce swallowtail), 462 nucleotides. Lineage: Eukaryota; Metazoa; Arthropoda; Insecta; Lepidoptera; Papilionidae. The record is from the annotation of a GenBank genome assembly.
AUGCCGGCCAAAGCUGUAUGUGUUUUAAACGGCGACGUUAGCGGUACAGUUUUCUUUGAUCAAAAGGAUGAUAAAUCUCCAGUAGUUGUCUCUGGAGAAGUUUCUGGAUUGUCCAAGGGCAAGCAUGGCUUCCACAUUCACGAGUUUGGAGACAACACCAACGGAUGCACGUCCGCCGGGCCCCACUUCAACCCCAACAAGCAGGACCAUGGUGCCCCAGAUGCCGGCAUCCGUCACGUAGGGGACCUGGGUAACAUUGAGGCCUCCGUUGAUGGUGGAGUCACCAAGGUAUGCAUCCAGGACUCCCAGAUCUCGCUGAGUGGGCCUAACAGCAUCAUCGGCCGCACACUGGUGGUGCAUGCUGACCCAGACGAUCUCGGCGUGGGUGGCCACGAGCUCAGCAAAACCACGGGAAACGCUGGCGCUCGCAUUGCUUGUGGAGUUAUCGGCUUGGCGAAGUCC